Molecule: messenger RNA, 2938 nt
Organism: Coregonus clupeaformis (lake whitefish)
Lineage: Eukaryota; Metazoa; Chordata; Actinopteri; Salmoniformes; Salmonidae
Product: HEAT repeat-containing protein 3
Exons: 15
Coding region: 116-2152 (678 amino acids)
Biological process (GO): ribosomal large subunit biogenesis; protein import into nucleus
Source: RefSeq, a predicted model, not a curated record
GCACUCGCCGAAUCUCCACCGAUGUUCCACAUGGCUUAAAAUGAUGUGCGAUAGUGUGACAGCCUACUACAUGAUAGAUAGAUCAAUAUCUUUCCGCACUUAAUCGAAAUAAGUUAUGGGUAAAAGUAAGACUAACAAAUUUAGGCGUCCCCAGUUCAACGCAGAGGGACUGUCGGUAACUGCUGUAAAGGAAGUGGAAGAGGACCACGAUGAGGUCUGUGAUGGAGUCGACUCUCCAGCUGGAGAGUUACUGGAGAAAUUGCAGAGUCCCAGUGCAGAUGUGCGUGAGUUUGCCUGUGCCAGCAUAUCACGUGUGGUGCAGCAGAGCCAGACCAUCCCAGGCUUCCUCCAGCGGGAUGCGGUGAGACGUCUCGGGCCCCUACUGCUGGACCGGAGCCUGGCCGUCAGGGAGACUGCCACAGGGGCACUCAGGAACCUGAGUGCCUGUGGGGGUCAUGAGGUGUGUGAGGACAUGGUGAAACAGGACGUCAUGACUCCUCUGACUGCUCUGCUUCGAGAGUGCUGUGCUGGGUUUGAGACCAAUGCUGCCCUCUCGUUAAAAGGGCAAAAAAACACAGUGGAAGAUGUAGCCAAUGAAGCAGUUAACUUGCUGUGGAAUCUCUGUGAGAGCAGUAGCCAGGCAGUCUCUGUGUUCAACAAAGCAGGCAUUCUGGAUGUUAUCCUACAGUGUCUGGAGCGACACACUCACAACAUCAAGCUGGCUUUGUCUGCAGCCCACUGUUUGCACACAGUGACUGAGGACAAUGCAGAGUUGCUGUGUAGUAUGAACAAUGCUGUAUUAGGGACUCUGGAGAGUGUGCUGCUAUCCUCACAGACAGGCAUGGCUCACACACUGCUCAGGACACUGGCUGCAGGGUCAGUGUGGAACUUGAAGAGCAGCCUGCCCACAGCCCGCCAGGCCCAGACCCUCAACGCCCUGGUGGCCACCCUGUCCCAGUGCUUGGAGCUGGAUGCUGGCACGCUGAUACCCCAGCACCGCCAGGCUGAGGUGGCCCGCAAUGCCACUGCCUCAGAGGCAGGGAACAUGGAGGACCACCAGGCAGCUGUAGAGGAGAUGGAGGAUGAGGAGGAGGAGGGGGCUGGCCCGAGGAGGAAUGGCAAGGCAACCAAGAUAGAUAAAGACUUCUCUGACUUCCUGCCUAGGGGCAAGGAGGAGCUGAGGGAGGCGACGGCCUUGCUGACAGCCCAGCAGACGUCUUUGGAGAUCAUCGUCAACAUGUGCUGCUCUGAUGACCCGUCAGACGAUGAGUGGGAGGAGGCGUCGAGCAGCGAUGAGAGUGAGAUGUGUCCUGACGGCCUCUCUGAAGGGAACACCAGCCUCCUGUCCCCACUGUGUCUUUCUGCUGAGGUCCACGGGGCCCUGAUCAACCACAACAUCCCAGAGAAGGUUCUCAAGAAGACCCAGUUCCCCAGCAGCGACGCCAUGGACAUAUGUCGUCACAAUCCCACCUGGAAGAUCUUGAUAAAAAAGAUGCAUCGGGUACAGUACAGAGCCCUGACGUGCCUUCACAACAUGCUGUCUACUAUGGACGCUGAGUCCCUAGGGGGAGCAGCUGCUCUUCAGGCUGUCGCACAACAUCUGGCCACACUGGUCUUCAGUGCUCCAGAGAUCCCUGAGGAGGAGGAAUUCCUUGAGGCAGUUACCAGUGCCAUGCGAUCCCUCUUACAGAUCAUAGCCUAUAUGAAAAUCCCACAGUGUAUGACCCCCCAGCAGCUGAUGAGCCUGAGCGAGGCAGCGACCCGCUGUGGUGUGGUCAGUGUGAGGGUGAACGCCCUGGCCAUCCUAGGCAUCACAGGAAGCACACUGGCUAAAGAGAAGGGGACAGCUGAAACUCUGCAGAUGAUUGGCAAUGCCUUACUCCAAGUUGCCACAAAGGAUGCCAACCUUGUGGUUUGUGGAGAGGCCCUGGAUGCUCUGUUUGAUGUUUUUGCGGAUGGAGACGAGGCAGAGAGAGCAGCUAAAAACAUCAACUUACUGUCUGCACUGAAGGCACUUCAACCCGUCUUCAAGGCUAAGAUUCGUAAAGAGGGGAAGGGAAAGUACAGCCCUGAGCAGCUGUGUGUGCUGGACAACAUCAAAGUCAACCUAAGAAGGUUUAUUGGCUACCUGGAGAUUGUGGUGAAAAAAUAACAGCAGCCCGACACUACUACACCAUCUGACUGGCUGACAUGAAAUGAAAUGACUCAGAAUAUACUGUACAAUGGACCCAGAGUUGCCCAUAGAGCCUUGGGACAGAACAGAACAGAGGGAAUGGCGUUGAGGGGAAUUCCCUAAUCCACCCCCAUUUUAAAGGGACAGUUCAGUCCAAAAUCAGUUUGUUUCGGAGUGAACUAUCCCUUUAACAUCUAUAUAACUGAUUUUCAUGUUGGUUUUCUUUUCUUUUUGUUUUAAUGUUCUGACUGAAAUGCGUAACUAUUUUCCUUGGUAAGUGAGUGUUUACAUAGUUUUGUGUACAAAAAGACAAAAAAAGAUGUGCGCUAUUGUAGAUGGAUUUGUUGCAAUACACAGGGACACAUGAUUAAACUUUAUGUAUAAAAGUAUAUUUCAAAGUGCUGUAUUUUAAAGAAAUUGACAGAAAAUAUUAUGGUUUACUUUACACAUCUUUAUCAUCCAACUCUCACGUCACACACGCAAUAUCAUACUGUAGCCCUCCAUGUUAGGAAUGACCAGUUGUAGUAUUCAUGUGCUUCUCACCCAAGAAUCCGCUAACUGACCCCAUGUACAGGCCCAGUGUUUCCUGACCUCUGGUUUGCUAUGGCUCGACUGCCUGUAGGCAUUUGCCAUUGCCAAUGUAUGACAAGGCCAUCUCUCAUGUGAGAUGUCAUGAAUAAAACAGAACUCACCAUCCAUUUACAAGGUGAUUUAGUUAACAUGAUUAUUUGGAUUGCUGAAAGUAAAUUGAUUAACUUGUUUUGA